UAUCUCUAAUUAAACCGAUUCUAUUUCGACUGAAAAAAUGAAAAAUCAGCGGUGGCGCGGUGCUGCCGCCGUGGAAGAGGGCGGCAGGAUUAUCGCAAUUACCUUCAUGAGCCUCCUCCUGCCCCUCUCCUUCCUCCUCCUCGCCCGCCUUUCCGCGGCCCGCUACUUCUCCGCCGCCGCCGUUAGCGGUCACGAAAUUUCCUUCCUGACGUCUGUUUUCGUCCGCCGCAACACAACGCUGAUCCUCAGCUUCCUGGUGAUCGCCGUGGCAAUUGAAACUCUUUUACGCGGUGAUAAACGGCGUCGUUUAUGGGUUGCGUUGGUGAUGAUUUCCCUGAUGCAAAUUUGCCUCAGUUUAGGGAUUCACGGCGGCGCCGCCGUCGCUGAGAUAAGAGGUUCCGCGGCUGGGAAUCUAGUUUUGGCGAGAAGAGCGGUUUUCGUGUUGGGGCUGCAUGAGGUGACGAUUUUCUGGCGGCGGAGCGUGGUGGCGCCGGUGGUGGACGAUACAGUGGGCGGAUUUGGGUUGGUGGAGGAGGUGAUUUUGGCGGCGGGGUUUGGUAAUCUGUGGUGGAGGAGGCUGAAGGAUGAGGCGGAGGCGCUGGUCGAGGUGGCGGGUGCUGUGGGGUUGCUGUUGUAUUAUUUGACGGCGGUGAUUGGCGGAGUUAGGGUGAUCAAGGGCUUCGCGUGGGCAGCGAGAUGGAUUUGCGGACGUCGCCGUUGGCGUGGGAAGAAAGAGGUCAACGCCGCCGUCAACAGUCCCGUUUAAGCUAAAAUAUCUAAAUCCUUUGGGUUUAGAUUUUCUCAUUAUGACAUUAAUUACAUUUUCGCUUUGGCUUGCAAAAGUUAGCAACUCAUUUGGGAAAGGUGAUGUUUACGGGAUUCGAUUCUAAUUAAUCAAUCAAACA
Molecule: messenger RNA, 905 nt
Organism: Salvia hispanica
Lineage: Eukaryota; Viridiplantae; Streptophyta; Magnoliopsida; Lamiales; Lamiaceae
Source: RefSeq, a predicted model, not a curated record